UGUGCGAGCCCACCUCUGGCCCCAGGCCCCGGCGGCCCGGCCCGCGGCCAUGAACCUCUUCCGAUUCCUGGGGGACCUCUCCCACCUCCUGGCCAUCAUCCUGCUGCUCCUCAAGAUCUGGAAGUCCCGCUCCUGCGCGGGGAUCUCGGGGAAGAGUCAGGUUCUGUUCGCCGUGGUCUUCACUGCCCACUACCUAGAUCUGUUCACCAAUUACAUCUCCCUCUACAACACGUCUAUGAAGGUGGUCUACAUCGCCUGCUCCUUCACCACCGUCUGGAUGAUCUAUAGCAAGUUUAAAGUCACUUAUGACGGCAACCAUGACACCUUCCGAGUGGAGUUUCUUGUGGUCCCCACAGCCAUCUUGGCGUUUCUGGUCAACCAUGACUUCACCCCACUGGAGAUCCUUUGGACCUUUUCCAUUUACCUGGAGUCUGUGGCCAUCCUGCCACAGCUGUUCAUGGUGAGCAAGACGGGUGAAGCGGAGACCAUCACCAGCCAUUACCUGUUUGCCCUGGGCGUCUACAGGACGCUCUACCUGUUCAAUUGGAUCUGGCGCUACCAGCUUGAAGGCUUCUUCGACCUCAUCGCCAUUGUGGCUGGCCUGGUGCAGACUGUUCUGUACUGCUACUUCUUCUACCUCUACAUCACCAAAGUCUUAAAGGGGAAGAAGCUAAGCCUGCCUGCAUAGUGGUGGUUCCCAGGGGCAUCUCCGCAGCAGUAGCAGCGAUGGCAGAGGAGACAGGCCGCAGCAGCACGGGUGGGGUGGGGUGGAGCAGGGGGGCCCCAGGACCUGCCCAGCCCAAGGGGUACCUUUUUAAAAGAAUCCAUGGAUCCCACCCCCUCCUCUC
Molecule: messenger RNA, 848 nt
Organism: Dromiciops gliroides (monito del monte)
Lineage: Eukaryota; Metazoa; Chordata; Mammalia; Microbiotheria; Microbiotheriidae
Product: ER lumen protein-retaining receptor 1-like
Exons: 2
Coding region: 50-688 (212 amino acids)
Biological process (GO): endoplasmic reticulum to Golgi vesicle-mediated transport; protein retention in ER lumen
Cellular component (GO): endoplasmic reticulum; cis-Golgi network; membrane
Molecular function (GO): ER lumen protein retrieval receptor activity
Source: RefSeq, a predicted model, not a curated record